This is a messenger RNA of Harpia harpyja (harpy eagle), 923 nucleotides long. RefSeq names its product calcitonin related polypeptide beta (gene CALCB). The transcript is spliced from 4 exons. Bases 57 to 584 code for a protein of 175 amino acids. The record is from RefSeq and is a predicted model, not a curated record. Gene Ontology annotation, cellular component: extracellular region. Gene Ontology annotation, molecular function: hormone activity; calcitonin receptor binding. Lineage: Eukaryota; Metazoa; Chordata; Aves; Accipitriformes; Accipitridae.
ACGUUCCUGCGAUGGGACAUUCUGCUUCGAAUGUGGUGAUACUGACCUGAGAGUACAUGGCACAAAAGCUGAGGAGGGCCCCAGAUGUUGCUCAGAAGGCAGGUGGUCAAGAACUCAAACACAGCAAAGGCCAUCGCUUUGGGAGGACAGAGAGGAGAGAGGAAAUCAUGGUUAUGCUGAAGAUUUCAUCUUUCCUUGCUGUUUAUGCCUUGGUUGUGUGCCAGAUGGAUAGCUUCCAGGCAGCCCCAGUCAGACCUGGCUUGGAGUCCAUAACAGAUCGAGUGACGCUCAGUGAUUACGAAGCUCGGAGGUUAUUAAAUGCGCUGGUGAAAGAGUUCAUACAGAUGACAGCAGAAGAGCUGGAGCAAGCUUCUGAGGGGAACAGCCUGGAUAGACCUAUUUCCAAACGCUGUGCCAGUCUGAGUACUUGUGUGCUGGGCAAACUGUCUCAAGAAUUGCACAAAUUGCAAACUUACCCUCGCACUGACGUCGGGGCUGGAACUCCUGGCAAGAAACGAAAUGUGCUGAGUGACCUGGAACACGAACGCUAUGCAAACUAUGGGGAACCCCUAGGAAACAACUAGACAUGCUUAUUUCUCCCCUUCUCCCUUUUUUAACCUGAUGCAUGUGGAUCUAACUUUGAUUGCUAACUUUGCUAUGUUCUUUUGAUUCUGUUUUCGACAGAGAAUGUUUGAGAUGGACCUAAUGUUAGGAAGACAGAGAACAUAACGUACAUACCAAGCUAGGGAAAAAAAAAAAUAAAAAUGAACAGCACUGCCUUGACAUUUCAAGCGAUUUCCUUAGACCCUGAUUAAAAAAAAUUCUAAACAAGGCUCUUUAUUUCUGGCUGCUAAAUGUACAAGUAGACUCUUCUUUUGUGCUUGCCCAUGCACUUGUUCAAUAAACCUAUUUUUCUAUAAGGA